GCUUUAGUUAAGUUAGAUCAGGUGUUGAGUUAAAGUUGUAUAUCGGAUGAGUGUGAAAAAAAUAGUUUAUUAAAAAAAAUAAUAAAAAUAAGAGAUAAACAAAAAAAAUUUAAUGAAAUAAACAUAAUAGUAAAAAGAGAAUAAAAAGUGGAAAAUAACGAAAUACAAAUAAAAAAUUAACAAGAAAAUUAAAAAUAAAAUUGCUUUAAUAAUUUAUUGUUAAAAAAUAUAUAUCAAAGUCUUCAACCAAUCCACAAUAAUAAACGUCUAUAAAAAUGAAGAGUUUUAUUUGUUUAACAAUUGCAGUAACUUUGUUGGCUGCUUCUGCCAUGGCCACAACUGUUAGAAAUUGUCCAAAAACCAAAGCCCGUCUUCUCGAACAAGGUGAUGUUACCAUUUCGAAUUGUCCCAAAAGUAAAUGUACCCUAAAACGCAAUACCGAAGUUAGUAUUGAAAUGAAAAUCAUUCCCAAUCGUGAUUUCAAAGAAUUAAAUUCCGAUAUACAAGGCAUUAUCCUAGAUGUUCCUCUACCGUUUCCCGGUUAUUAUGGCACCAGCGCUUGUCCCAAUAUCUAUGAUGCUGAGGGUAAACAACAAGUGGGUUGUCCCCUAAAAGCCGGUGAAACUUAUAUUUAUAAGAAUAGUUUUAAGAUUUUACCCAUUUAUCCUACGGUUAGUUUAGAUAUCCAUUGGGGUUUGGGUGAUAAGGAGGGUGAUGCUGCCUGUUUCCAAGUACCAGCUAAAAUUAAAGCUUAAGUAGUGGGGAGGAGGAUUUGUUUAUUUUUUAAUUUUUCUAUAGCAUUUUUAAUGUGAUAUUUAGAAAUAUAUUUGUUAUUUAAUGAAAUUUUUGCAUUGGAAUUUUUAAAACAGAACAAUUUUGGGAAUAAUGAUGAGCAUGUUUUUUUUCGUUUAUAAAAAUGUUGUUGUCAUAUUAAUGCCCUCCAGCCCGUGGGCAUUAAUAUUCAUAACAAUUAUUUUUGUUUUAUUAAAUAUUUCUAUUAUUAUUAUAUGUAUGUAUGUUUUUUUUUAUUAAUAAUAAAUUUAGUUUUAGUCUUAGUUUU
Molecule: messenger RNA, 1060 nt
Organism: Lucilia cuprina (Australian sheep blowfly)
Lineage: Eukaryota; Metazoa; Arthropoda; Insecta; Diptera; Calliphoridae
Gene: Npc2b
Product: ecdysteroid-regulated 16 kDa protein
Exons: 3
Coding region: 276-755 (159 amino acids)
Biological process (GO): intracellular cholesterol transport
Molecular function (GO): sterol binding
Source: RefSeq, a predicted model, not a curated record